AUGAAAUUGUCAUUAUGGUGGAUCUCAUUUGCCGCAAUUAUAAUUAGUACUGUAAGUGCUACAAAUCAAGUUAUUCAUGAAAAUGGUUACUGUGCAAUGUAUGGAGAUUGUGGUAAAAAGUCUGUAUUUGGUAGUUCAUUACCUUGUCCAUCAUAUUCUUCAGCAGUAAAACCUGAACAAGAUACUAUUGAAUUAUUAUAUUCAAUAUGUGGUACAGAUUUUGAUACUUCACAAAUAUGUUGUAAUAAAAAUCAAUUAGAAAGUAUGAAAACUUCAUUAAAGAGAGUAGAUCCUUUAAUUAGUUCAUGUCCUGCUUGUCAUAAGAAUUUCUAUAAUUUUAUUUGUAAAUUUACUUGUUCACCAAAUCAAGCAACUUUUAUUAACAUUACCAAGACUGAAAAAGCUUAUGAUACAGGAAAUGAUAUAGUAACAGAAUUAACUCAAUAUAUUGAUCCAAAUGCAGCUGAAGAAUUUUAUGAUUCUUGUAAAAAUGUUAAAUUCUCAGCAACAAAUGGUUAUGCUAUGGAUUUAAUUGGUGGUGGAGCUAAGAAUUAUCAAGAAUUUUUAAAAUUCUUAGGGGAUGAAAAGCCUUUCUUAGGUGGCUCACCAUUUCAAGUCAAUUAUGCUUAUAAUUUAACUGAAGAUGAAUCCAAUGCAGGUCUCAAAUUAAGAUCUGAUGAUAUGAAACCUUGUAAUGAUAAAACCUUUAAAUGUGCAUGUUCAGAUUGUGAACAAUCAUGUCCAAAAUUAAGUUAUUUUAGUAGUUUUAAGAAUACAUGUAAAGUAGGGGUAUUACCUUGUUUUUCAUUUUCUAUAUUAAUUAUUUGGAUUGUGUUGAUUUUAUUAUUAGGAGCUUAUCAUAUGUAUAUAUUUAAAUUUAAAUCUGAACAUUCAGAAGAUGAUGAUGAUAUUGAUGUUGAAAUUAAUCCUUUGACUUAUGUUACAAUUAAGAGUAAAAUUAAUUAUUUUCAUAAUUAUCAUAUAAAGUUAAUUGAUAAUAUUCAAAAUGCAUUUGGAAUUAUUGGAUUCUUUUGUUCAUCAUUUCCAGGAAUUAUUAUAGGUUCAACAUUAAUAUUAUCAUUAGGAUUAUCUGGAGGUUUAUAUAAAUUGAAUUUUGAAACAAAUCCAAUUAAUCUUUGGGUAAGUCCUCAAGAACCAGCACUAAAGAAUCUUGAAUAUUUUGAAUCUAGUUUUGGAGAAUGGUUUAGAAUUGAACAAAUCAUUGUUAGUAGUAAGAAUGAUUCAGAACCUAUAUUGAAUUGGGAUACUGUUCAAUGGUGGUUUGCUAAAGAACAGGAAUUACAAACCAUUAAUAAUCAUACAACUCUUAAUGAUAUAUGUUUUAAACCACUCGAUACAAGUUGUGGAAUUCAAUCAUUUACUCAAUAUUUCUAUGGAGAUAUAACACAUUUAGAUGAGAAUAAUUGGAAAUCUCAAAUUGAGAAUUGUGCUAAUUCUCCAGUUAAUUGUUUACCAAGUUUUCAACAACCUUUACAAAAGAAUAUAUUAUUUGAUAGAGAUAAUAUAUUAGAAGCUAGAGCAUUUACAGUAACAUUAUUAAUUAAUAGUAAUCUGAGUAAUAUUGAAUAUACUAAUAAGACAAUUGAUUAUGAACAUCUGUUACAAAAAUGGGCUCAUGAUUUAGGAAGAAAGAAUCCUCAUUUAAAUAUUGCUUAUAGUACAGAAAUAUCAUUAACUGAAGAAUUAAAUAAAUCUACUAAUACUGAUAUAAGAAUUAUAAUUAUAUCAUAUUUAGUCAUGUUUAUAUAUGCAUCCUUAGCAUUAGGAGGGAAAUUACCUACUACAAAUUUAAAAAGUUUAGUAAGAACAAGAUUCUUAUUAGGACUUGUUGGUAUAUUUAUAAUAUUACUUUCAGUUACUUCAUCACUUGGAUUCUUUUCAUAUAUUGGAUUGAAAUCAACAUUAAUUAUUGCUGAAGUUAUACCAUUUUUAGUAUUAGCCAUUGGUAUUGAUAAUAUAUUCUUAAUUGUUCAUGAAUUACAUUUGGUUAGUGAAACUUUCCCCUAUGCUCCAUUAGAGAGAAGAAUUUCUCAAACUUUAAAGAAUAUUGGUCCAUCAUGUUUAAUUAGUGCUGUAUUACAAGUAGCCAUGUUUUUAUUGGCUACUAGAGUUGAUAUGCCAGCCGUUAAGAAUUUUGCAUUUUACAGUGCCGGCGCUGUAUUAAUUAAUUUUAUCUUACAAAUGACAUGCUUUGUUUCAGUAUUAACUUUGGAUCAAAGACGGUUGGAAAGUAAUCGAAUUGAUUGUUUUCCUUUUAUACAACUUGAUGGUCCAAUCUCAUUACCUCAUGAAGAUGAGUUUGUUAAUAAUGACAAUAAUAAUAAUAAUGAUAAUGAAAAUAAUAAUGAUAAUGAUAUCGAAACAUUAUCGGAUCAUUAUGAAUAUAACUUCUCAAAACUUAUCAGCAAAUACUAUGCACCAUUUAUAUUAUCUAAGACUAAUAAACCAAAGAUUUUAACCUUAUUCGUUGUUUGGUUAGGUAUAUCUUUAGGUCUUUUACCUACAGUACCAUUGGGAUUAGAUCAAAGAAUCGCAAUUCCUCAUGAUUCAUAUCUUAUUAAUUAUUUUGAUUCAGUAUAUAAUUACUUAAAUGUUGGACCUCCUGUAUUCUUCGUCGUUAAGGAUUCAGAUGUGACUCAAAGACAUGUUCAAAAGCAAAUCUGUGGUAAGUUUUCUGGCUGUGAUGAAUAUUCCUUAGCCAAUAUAUUAGAACAAGAAUAUAAAAGAAGUUCUAUCUCUUCAAUUGCUGAGCCAUCAUCCAAUUGGUUGGAUGAUUUCUUAUCAUGGUUAAACCCAGAUUUAGAUUUAUGUUGUCGAGUUAAGAAAGUUCCAACAUCUCCAUUAGAACAUGAACGUGAAUUUUGCAGUCCUAGAACUCCAACAAGACAAUGUACCGCAUGUUAUGAGAGUCAUGAUCCACCUUAUGAUAGUUUUAUGAAUGGAUUUCCUACAGAUGGAGAAUUUAUGAAUUAUUUCAAUAAUUGGAUUGAACAACCUAGUGAUCCAUGUCCAUUAGGUGGUAAAGCUCCUUACUAUAAUAGUAUAUUAAGAACAAAUACAAGUAUUGAUGCCAGUUAUUUCAGAACUGGUCAUGAACCAUUAAGAUCACAAGAUGAUUUUAUUAAUGCCUAUAAGAAUUCCAUUAGAAUUGUUGAUGAAAUUAAGAAAUAUCAACCAGAUUUGAAUAUAUUUGCCUUUUCACCAUUUUAUGUAUUCUUUGUUCAAUAUGCAACAAUAAUUAAAGAUACAUUUUCUUUACUUGGAAUUGCUUUAUUAACUAUUUGGAUUGUUAGUUCAAUAUUAUUAGGAUCAUUCAGAACAGCUACUGUUAUGACAAUUGUUGUCCUUUCAAUAUUAAUUAAUAUUGGAGGAGUUUUAGCAUUAUGGUCAAUAUCAUUAAAUGCAGUUUCAUUAGUUAAUUUAAUUAUUUGUGCUGGUAUAGCUGUUGAAUUUACUAUUCAUCUAAGUCGAGCAUAUGUUAUAAGUAAAGUAUCAUUAUUUGAAGAUGAAAAUAUUAGUGGUAAUGAAGAUGAAUACUUUGAAGAAUUUAUGAAUAGUGGAGUAGCUACUAGAAAUGCAGAUGAUUUAAAGGCAAAUUUAAAACUUUUAAAGAGUUUUAAUGCUUUAAGUUCAGUUGGAGGUUCAGUAUUAAGUGGAGUUACAUUAACUAAAAUAAUUGGGAUCUCAGUACUUGCAUUCACUCGAUCGAAAAUCUUUGAGGUUUAUUAUUUCCGAAUGUGGAUUUCAUUAGUAUUUAUUGCAGCCAUUCAUGGCUUAUGUUUAUUACCAAUUUUAUUAAGUUAUUUUGGUGAUGAUCAUCGUUCUACAAUUACAUUUGAUAAUGAUUUACAAGGUAGCGAAUCCCAAUUGGGAAAUAGAUUCGAUGCAUAUACUGACGAAUAA
This is a messenger RNA of Scheffersomyces amazonensis, 3924 nucleotides long. It is a transcript of the gene NCR1, whose product is annotated as sphingolipid transporter. The record is from RefSeq and is a predicted model, not a curated record. Gene Ontology annotation, biological process: sterol transport. The transcript has a single exon. Gene Ontology annotation, cellular component: membrane. Gene Ontology annotation, molecular function: sterol binding. Lineage: Eukaryota; Fungi; Ascomycota; Pichiomycetes; Serinales; Debaryomycetaceae. Bases 1 to 3924 code for a protein of 1307 amino acids.